AUGGCCAACACCACUGGAGAGCCCGAGGAGGUGAGCGGUGCACUGUCUCCACCAUCAGCAGUGGCUUACGUGAAGCUGGUGCUGCUGGGACUGAUCAUGUGCGUGAGCCUGGCGGGCAACGCCAUCUUGUCCCUGCUGGUGCUCAAGGACCGUGCCCUGCACAAGGCUCCUUACUACUUUCUGCUGGACCUGUGCCUGGCUGACGGCAUACGCUCUGCCGUCUGCUUCCCCUUUGUGCUGGCUUCUGUGCGCCACGGCUCCUCAUGGACCUUCAGUGCGCUCAGCUGCAAGAUUGUUGCCUUUAUGGCUGUGCUCUUUUGCUUCCAUGCGGCCUUCAUGCUGUUCUGCAUCAGCGUCACACGCUACAUGGCCAUCGCCCACCACCGCUUCUAUGCCAAGCGCAUGACACUCUGGACAUGCGCAGCUGUCAUCUGCAUGGCCUGGACCCUGUCUGUGGCCAUGGCCUUCCCACCUGUCUUCGACGUGGGCACCUACAAGUUCAUCCGUGAGGAGGACCAGUGUAUCUUUGAGCAUCGCUAUUUCAAGGCCAAUGACACGCUGGGCUUCAUGCUUAUGUUGGCUGUGCUCAUGGCAGCCACACAUGCUGUCUAUGGCAAGCUGCUCCUCUUCGAGUAUCGUCACCGCAAGAUGAAGCCUGUGCAGAUGGUGCCAGCCAUCAGUCAGAACUGGACAUUCCAUGGCCCUGGGGCCACUGGCCAGGCUGCUGCCAAUUGGAUCGCUGGCUUUGGCCGAGGGCCCAUGCCACCAACCCUACUGGGUAUCCGGCAGAAUGGGCAUGCAGCCAGCCGGCGGCUGCUGGGCAUGGACGAGGUCAAGGGUGAAAAGCAGCUGGGCCGUAUGUUCUACGCAAUCACACUGCUCUUCCUGCUUCUCUGGUCACCCUACAUCGUGGCCUGCUACUGGCGUGUGUUUGUGAAAGCCUGCACCGUGCCCCACCGUUACCUGGCCACUGCUGUUUGGAUGAGCUUCGCCCAGGCUGCCGUCAACCCAAUCGUCUGCUUCCUGCUCAACAAGGACCUCAAGAAGUGCCUGAGGACUCACGCCCCCUGCUGGGGCACAGGUGCCCCAGCUCCUAGAGAACCCUACUGUGUGAUGUGA
This is a messenger RNA of Budorcas taxicolor (takin), 1119 nucleotides long. RefSeq names its product G protein-coupled receptor 173 (gene GPR173). Gene Ontology annotation, molecular function: G protein-coupled receptor activity. The transcript has a single exon. The record is from RefSeq and is a predicted model, not a curated record. Gene Ontology annotation, cellular component: plasma membrane. The coding region runs from base 1 to 1119 and encodes 372 amino acids. Gene Ontology annotation, biological process: G protein-coupled receptor signaling pathway. NCBI's taxonomy places the organism in Eukaryota, Metazoa, Chordata, Mammalia, Artiodactyla, Bovidae.